GGAGAGGAAGCGGAAGUAGAUGCCGGCGGGGCUCGCAGCGGGAGGCAGUGAGUGUUGGCGCCUGCGCGCUGGGCGCUCCUUGGCCGUGUGUGGUGGGUGGCGGUCCGGGGCUACUCGUGGGGCCGCGUGUGGGGCCAUGCUUGGCGGCUCAGGGGGAGCUUCCUGCGGCUUGGGGUCGCCCGCACGUCAGCCUCACGGUUUUUAGCUGUCCGGUGGCCUGCUAGCCCGGUGUUAUGCGGAUGUGGGGCUGCCUGAGAGCUGUGGGUGUGUGGCAGGAUCAGCUCGGGCCCGCACGGGAGGGAGGACUAUUGCGUGGGGUCCUUCUGUAUCACUCGGUGUGGAAAGUACAGUGUUGGGCUUUGCCUUGGUGGCCUCCAGUUACCAUGGGUGUACCUGUCUUCAUACUUGCUGGUCUCCUUGUGCAUUUUGUCUUCUUGGCCUCUAUUUUUGACAUCUACUUCAGCUCCCCUCUGGUUCAUGGUAUGACUCCUCAGCAAACUCCACUGCCACCUCCAGCAAAGCGCCUCGUACUCUUUGUUGCUGACGGUCUGCGGGCAGAUUCUCUGUUUGAAUUGAAUAGCAACAAUACUCCCCAAGCACCUUAUCUGCGUGCUAUUCUGGAGAAUAAUGGCAGCUGGGGCAUCUCUCACACCCGAGUCCCAACAGAAUCCAGACCAGGGCAUGUUGCGCUGAUAGCUGGGUUUUAUGAAGAUGUCAGUGCAGUUGCUAAAGGAUGGAAGGAGAAUCCAGUGGAAUUUGACUCAGUUUUCAAUGAAAGCAAACACACCUGGAGCUGGGGAAGCCCAGACAUUUUGCCAAUGUUUGCAAAAGGUGCUACUGGAGAUCAUGUUUAUACAUUUUGUUACACAGCAGAAAGUGAAGACUUUGGAGCACAAGAUGCAGCCGAACUUGACACUUGGGUUUUUGAUCAUGUUAAGAGCUUCUUUAAUUCUUCCAGAAGUAAUCAAACAUUGUUCUCUGCACUAAAUGAAGAAAAAGUGGUUCUAUUCUUGCAUUUGCUCGGCAUAGAUACAAAUGGACAUGCUCAUCGGCCAUACUCAAAGGAAUACAAGGAGAAUAUUAGAAAAGUUGAUGAGGGUGUAGAAGAAAUUGUUUCAAUGCUCGAAAGCUUCUAUGGAAAUGAUGGAAAAACUGCCUAUAUCUUAACUUCUGACCAUGGAAUGACAGAUUGGGGAUCCCAUGGAGCUGGUCAUCCCUCAGAGACUUUAACACCACUGAUUGCCUGGGGUGCUGGAGUGAAUUAUCCACAGGAAGUCACAUCCCAGCUCUUUGAAGACAAUUUUUUGAAAGAAUGGAAGCUGGAGAAUCUGAAGAGAAUGGAUGUCAAUCAGGCUGACAUAGCACCGCUGAUGGCUUCCCUUAUUGGUGUUCCUUUCCCCUUGAAUUCUGUGGGAACCCUGCCUCUGGAAUACCUGAACAAUAGUGAUCAUUUCAAAGCAGAGAGCAUGUUUACCAAUGCUGUUCAGGUUCUCGAGCAAUUUAAGGUUAAGAUGAGUCAGAAAAAGAGAACUACAUUGUCAUUUCUGUUCACACCAUUUAAACCACUUUCUGAUUCUGAACAGAUCAACUUUUUAAAGAAAGCAAGGCUGUAUAUUCAGCAACAAAAGUACAGUGAAGCAGUAUCUCUGUGCAAAACACUGAUUAACCUUGCUUUGGAAGGCCUGUCAUACUACCAUACUUACGACAGGUUAUUUCUGGGCCUAAGCAUUGCAGUAAGUUUUGUGGGCUGGACAACUUAUGUGAUUCUGGUGAUUAUCAAGACUCACACCAAUUUGAUUAAGGCUGCUCAGAUUAAUAACAAGGAAUCUACUGGUCCCUUGUACAGUUUUAUGUUUGCUGGGAUGAUAAUAGCUUUUUUCUUGUUGAUUCAAGCAAGCCCUUGGACAUACUAUGUAUACUGUCUGUUGCCAGUACCCAUAUGGUAUGCAGUUGUGAGAGAACUUCAUGUUAUUCAAGACCUUGCUGCAAAUCUCUGGUCACUUCCUGUUGGUCACUCUGUAGGCUUCCUCUUGAUUUGUAUACUGGGAAUUGAACUACUAGUUUUCAGCUUUUUCUACCGCUCUACACUUACUGUGGGUCUUCUUGUCUUUGCUGGCUGGCCAGUGAUCACACAGAUGUGGGUUCAAGCAAAGAGAACAACAUUGAUCUGGACUCUUCUGUGUGUGUUCCUGGCAGUGUUUCCUUUAAUGCCUGUUGUAGGAAGAGAACCAAACAUUCCUCUGGUAAUAGUGGCUGGUCUGACAACGCUUUUGAUCUCUUGCUUCUCCUUGGCAUCUUUCUCUAGAAGUGAAAAUAAAUACCGAGGUAAAGAAGAUCUGAAAGUAUAUUUUUAUCAGAUGUUCAGUAUCGCGCUUUCAACGUACGUUGUGAGCAGUACUCAUAAUAGUCUUAAAAACAAGCAAGGAUUGCCUGUAUUCAAUCAAAUUGUCAGUUGGAUGACUCUAGCUUCUUCCUCUGCGUUGCCAUUACUGAGUCCCACGUUGCUCUUCCAGCGACUGUUCAGCAUACUGCUUUCACUGAUGGCCACCUAUCUGCUCCUCAGCACAGGAUAUGAAGCUCUAUUUCCACUGGUGCUCUCUGGUUUGAUGUUGGUGUGGAUACAGAUGGAACAAGAAGCAUUGCAGCACUAUGGUCUUUCACUCAGAUCAAAGCUUGCUGUUUUCAACUUCGCCUAUGCUACUGAUAUAACUCAGUUUCGACAGCUCCACCUAGACGACAUCCGCAGGUCUUUCUUCUUUGUUUUCUUCAUAGUGACAGCCUUUUUUGGCACUGGAAACAUAGCUUCUGUGAACAGUUUUGAUCCUGCAUCUGUCUAUUGUUUCCUGACUGUGUUCAGUCCCUUUAUGAUGGGAGGCUUGCUUCUGUUGAAGGUUGUAAUACCAUUUGUUCUGGUAUCAUGUGCUUUUGAAGCUGUUCAAGUCACAACACAACUGUCAUCUAAGAGCCUUUUCCUCAUUGUUCUUGUGAUUUCAGACAUUAUGGCUUUGCACUUUUUCUUUUUGGUUAAAGAUUAUGGAAGCUGGCUUGACAUAGGAACAAGCAUUAGCCACUAUGUGCUGGUGAUGUCGUUGACCAUAUUUAUGAUGCUGAUGAAUGGACUGGCCCAGCUGCUAACUACAAAGAGACUUGAACUUUCCAGAAGGACUAAGCACCAUUCUAUGUGAUAAAGCAAUACAUGUUCCUGCCCUUACGUUCACCCUCUGGCUUCCUCUGAACCAACUUCCACUUCUGUAAUGUAAAUAUAAGUUAAUGGACUUGAGUGCCAAAAUCCCAUUGUGGAUCAGAAUGCGCUGCUGACAGAGAUUAAAUACUGUCCCAUGACUGAAAUUCGCAUUUGGAGAUUGUCAUUUAGACAUCAGAGGGGCUGAAACAACCUCGGCUUUAUUCUCCAAGUGCACUUUUUUUUUUUGAAAAUAAAAACAAUUACAAAGUUUUAUUUAAAAGAAAUAGGCAAUCAUUUUUUGUUGUUUUUUUCUUCCUGUUGUUAGAACUUUUCUGCCAGCUGUUUGUCUCACAUGCAUACUCUCAUUAGGAGUCUGCAAAGUCCUACCUUCAUUGCAUGUCUCACGUAAGUACCUCACAGACUAAAGCAUGAAUCAAAUCAGACUGGGCAGAUUUUUGUAUGUUGCCAGUGUGGCAUAUGCAUUUGCCUGUCUCUGAAACUGGGUAUAACUUUUGCAAGCUGUGUAAAUAUGAGGUUGGCUGUGUAUGGGAGACAGGUUAAGACUAGUAUGCUGUGAAGCUCUUGCUGUGAGACAAAAGGUUUUAGCUAACCUCAGUGCAAACUGUGGUCUCCUUCUGCCUCCUGUGCCAACACUUGGGCAGGCUGAGCACUAACCCAGAUCAGGUAAUCUAUCCAAAUGAAAAUGAACCUGAUUAAGGAACUAUAGAAUAGUAUUUGGACAGAUUCCCUGGUCCAGCUCAUGAUGGAGGGCAGGUAGGAAGGUUCGGACUGCAUCCGAACCUUCCUGCACUGUUAGAUCAGCAUAGAGGUUGUGAAACUGCAGCUGGAGCUAUUGGUUUGCACAGAGAGAUGCUCAUUAUGCUGUGCUGAGGAUUUUUUUUUCUCUGUUUCCAUGUUUUCCUUUCCACUUGUGUUCUGGUCUCAGUUGUAAGUGUCAGCCUGGCUAAUGGUGGCAUUGUGAGAAAACACAGACACAAAUCUCCUGUUUUUAAUGCUGAUUAGAAGGCAGAGCACAAAAACAAACAAACAAAAACCCAGGAGACUUAUAGCCUCUGCUAUCAUGGGUGCUUCUUAGCACCCAGUAAUUGUAAAGCCAUUGUAUGAGGCUUUGAGUGAUCUUUCAGCUUCAUGGCCUUUCCAACAGCAAAUGUCAGCUUCCCUGCCACUAGCCUAAAAUUAAUUAAGUCGUUCAAAAUGUAGCGCCCACCUACAUGUUGAUGCUGCGGUGUUCUUUGAAGUCAUCUUUUGCAAGAGUUAAACAGAAACAGUAUUUCUUGCUCAGCUGGAGGCCUACACAAAGCCAUGCGUCCUGCCGUUGAAGCAGCGUUUUGCAUCCACAGUAUUGCUAAAGUGGCCCCAUGAAGCAGAUCCCUGUGCGUGGUGAAGAAAGUAAGGGGGGAAAAAAAACAAGCUUUCUCCAUUGUGUCAUGGCAUCACCAACAAAUUUUGCUGCGUAGUAUCCCCACGUCACCCUUCCAAGUUGCAGCCAGGCCUUCCUGUCUGAGAGGUGAUGCAUAUGGUGCGUGGUGCUGGCAGCCAAGGCUAGACGUUCGUCAUGGGGCUACUCCAAUAUUCUUUCCAGCCAUCUGGCAUUUGGCCGUGCUCACACGGCUGUUUAAUGCAUUUGGAAACUAGUCAUCCCUGCAGGAAGUUUGGCUGGGAGAAGCCUGUCACAAAGUUCCAUCUGCUUGCUGAGUGCUGGAGAAUAUCCUGUCGUGGGCCUGCAGUCAUCCACACGGUUUCAGAAUGCCUCUUGAGAGUGCCUGAGCACUGGAGAGGGAGCCAUUUUUCCACUAGGUAGUGGUCCAGUGGCACUUCUGAGCAUGUUGCUAGCACAGCUGGCCUCAGUCACAGAACACAUUUCACAUUUGUUACAGAACAUACGUGCAGACUUGCGUGUCGGAAGGUGGGCAUGUGCCUACUGCUAGUCACCACUGCUAUACAACAAAGGCAAAGGGUAACCAUGAGUAUACUGACAGCUGCUGCCAGAGCAAACACCAUGUUAAGACUUGGGAACCUACCACACUUGUUCUCCUCAGAUCCAGAACGUCUUUGCUGUGGAGACCUAUUCCUGCCUCAGACCCAUAUUGUGUAGCUCCAAACUGUAACGUGCACAUUGGGUACCACCACCAGCUUUUGUGACUUAACCAAACUCUUGAGACCUCUGUCUGCAGCUCUCUCAUUUCAGCGUGCACAGCCAUAGGCAGCUGUACUGCUGAGCAUCCUACUCUCUCGCUAGAGCAAUUCCUUUGUAAAGUGACUGUCUGCAGAGCAAAUGCACUGAUGGGAGCAGCUGAACAGCUGGCACUGCUCUGUCAUGAAGGAAUUGACUCGAAAAGUAGGAAUGCUGGACCCACAGGGCUGCCAUCCUUUAGGCAGAUCUUCUGCAGGCAUGUCAGAAAUGCUUGCUAUCUAUGACGAGGCUAAGUGGAUGCCCUACCUAUCCAGCACAGACACUGAAGGUAUGUGUUGCCUUGAGCUGCAGGCCCCCUGAGAGAGGGUGUGGAAGCUCAGGCCUGAUGUCAUCUUUUAUUAUCUCAGGGUAUGGUAAUAAUACAUUGGCUUAGCCCACUGUGUCUGGUGCUGCUAAUAGGAAUAAUCAGUAUAUGCUGGUGUGCAGGCGAAUGGAAAUGGCCGUGUAAAGUACAACCUGCAUCAGUCACACUUUCUGCUUACGGCUUUCAUCGUGCCUCCUUCCACUCCUGUAAGAGCAUGAUGGAGAUACUGAGCAUUUGCGUCACACGUACUGUUUUUUUUCCCUGGUGCUUCUCUGGAAGGGACCAUUCUUGUUUGCUGUUUGCUCUGGUUGGCCAUCAUGCCAGCAACCUUAUCUCACCUUUCCCCUUCCCCUGCCAGCCCUGUGCAUCUCUGUGCCUUUUGUACAUUCAGUUUCUAGCAGAGGCCAAGGGAGUGCUGGAGAGGAUCUCUGCUGGAGUAUUAGGGCUGGCUCUGCCAUUCUUGUGCCUCCCCAUGGGAGGCUCUUGCUGGAGUCUUGGCCUGCACUUUUGGGUUUACUCCAGCACAGGGAAGUGUAAAAAAUUCUCCCUCUCAGCCACUUUACGCAGCCCCAUGCGGUGUGUGAUAAAGUAGGCUCUCGCCUCCUACUGAUGCCUCUUCCUUUCCUUUCCAGAAACAAACAUCAUCUGCAAUCAAAAAGUCCUUUCCCAGCUCUAGUAGCUGAGGUAGGGAACAGAAGUUUGUACUUAGGUGAGUUUAGGCUUUCUUCUGCUCUGCUAAUGGGUCUUCAGUCCUUCUUCGAGAGUGGGGCUCUGGGCACAGAUGCAGGCAUACUGUGAGCCGGCAGAGUCGUGUGGGCCAGGGCAAGCAUCAGCUGGCCCACAUGUUUUCAGCCAAGGGCGCAAAGGUAGAGCUACCCUGAGCCCUGCUGCCUUCCAUCCUUUUCUUGCAGCAGAGCUGCAGACUCUGACUCCUGGAGCAGGUGAGGCUCCCGGCAGUGGAAGUCUCUGACAGGGAAAGGCAAAUAGUUUGGGACUGCACCAUUGUUUUUUUUAUAAACUAUACCGGUGGUGUAACAGUGCUUGCAAAGCUUGUGUGUUCUUGCUUUCAGAGCCAUGGAUCCCUGAAGAACUGACCGUAAACCUGGAAUGCCCAUCAGGUGUUGUAAUGCAAGAGCAGACGAUAUAAAGAUCUUGUAAGCUUCACUGCUAGGAAUUGUUCUCUGCUAUUGGGUUAUCAGGGCCGCACAAAGCCUUUUGAUACAAGUCCAAGGAGUGAGCUGUUUCUUCAGAGAUGAUGAAGCUUAGAUUAAAUCAAGACCUCUUAUGACUCAAACCAAAUGACUUCCCCUUCCCUCCCCACAGACUAAAUCAGACUUUACAAGCUGUGGCAAUUUCAGUGCACACCACAGCUGUUACCUGAAGCCUGUAGCUGCCUUACAACUUCUUGAAUAGGAACUCGCUUUCCUGCUUUUACCCAAGCCUUGCUUUCUAGCAUCACCCUUGAACUCCUGAGUCUGGUUUGGCCAAGCCACGAUACAGGUGUUAUUUCCCAUCUGAUCCGUAAGAGUGCGAUACUCUUUGUUUCUCAGAAUUUUCUAUCCACCUGGAUGCUGAAGUCCCUUUCGCUGUGUGUUCCCCUCUUGCUGCUGAGGGUUGCUUCCCUCAAAUGCCUUUGGCAAAGAGGAGAGCAUGACGUUUUGGCAUUUGGAGAGGUCUGGAAAGGGGAAGGUGAAGGCUGAAAGCCUCAUGGCACUCAUCCCGUUCCCGUGACCUUUGAAAUCAAGCUUGUCGAUAUUUUCUCUAUUCAUUUAUUUAUUGACUUGUGCUUGGAAGCGAGCUGCAUAACUUUCUAACUUUGACAGUGGGUAAUAUCAAAUGGAAAUCAAGGAAAGCACGCUAUUUCAUUUGCAUUUUAUUCCGCAGACAGGAUGUAAGAGCAAAUGCCUUUUUUUCUUUUUAUUUCCUUUGAUGUUACAUAUGGUGAAGCUGGCGCCCAGGUUUACUGUUUGCUCGAGUCAUUACUGCUGACGAGCGUGCUGAUGGCUGGAUACAUCCAGUGACUCCUCUGAGAGAAGAUGACAAGCCAACGUGCCCAACCAGAUGUGCCUGCAACAGGAACCACACAGUGAAAGAGCAUGAAUUUCGUGCCAUCUGCAGCUCGGCUCCCGUCACCUCCAUUGCUGUGAGGUCCCUCUGGACCUCGGCCAUUCUGUGAUCAAGUGCUGGGCUGCCAAGUCCUGCUGCCUCGUGCUCCAACCAGUGGCCAAGCGAAGGACAAGGGGUGCAGAGUCAGGCCCGAGAAAUUUGAAUUUAAAAUGCUGCAAGUGCUGUCAUGGCUGCCUUCACCAUUUCUGCCUCACAGUAAGAUGGGUGGAGAGAUGUGGGGAAGCCGUGUGUCACUGCACAGCUCCUCUUCCUCGUUGGUCUGCAGCACAGCUCCAUCAACCAAAGAUCCAAAGGACCAAAGAUCCAAAGAUCCAGAGGACUGCCAUGCAGAAACAUGCUGCAAAAUCGAACCGCUGACAUUUAGGACUGGAGAACUCUCUGACUCAGGCCUCAGCUCCUCUAAUUAAACUUAGUUUAUCGCUCUUGCACAAAUGCUAAAGGACGAGGCAUGGUGAGCGCACUUCUCAUAUUGACUUUCUGUGGAGUAACCUUUUAUGUAUCUCAGUAGAUGUGUCCUUUUGUGCUGGACAUCAUUAUUCUGCCUUUUUGGCACGUGAGACAGCAUAAGAGAAGAACUGCAACCAUUUCAGCUGGGGUUGAAAUCUGGUGGUGCUUGUCCUGGUGGGAAUAUGAGCAGAGGCAGGCUUUGAAAAUACCACUGUUUUCCUUUAGUAUCAAUUUUUGUACAUAGUUAAGGGAUCCUGGAACUUACUGUACAAAACCUUGCUCCCCAGAGUUAUAUUUAACUGGUUGGAUGUUUGUUUCUCUAGAUCUCUAGAAGUGAGUGGAUAUUUUCCAUCAUCAGCAUUGAGCUUCUUGUAUCUGACCUGCUGUGAAAGAAGGUAUCUGUGUAACCACCCUGUACUUUGUCAUACAGUGGUGGUGUUCUGCAUCUAUUCUAACCUAUACUAACAUUAGUCCUGCAAAUGCUACAGGUUUGCUUGCUUUAAUGUAACUUAGCAAUUGACUGGUGUUUGCUACAGCAAGCAGAAACAAAAUAUGCAUGUCAUAUUUAAAAGAUGAAACAAUGAAGGAAAACCUCCUAGUACUUGGAAUGACAGCCAAGUCAGGACCAAAUCCAGGACCUAAAUCGAACACAAACUUUCUGAAACACCAUCCAAAGCUCCUGAUUCCUGGGGCUUUACUCCAGCCCCCAAGCAGUCUUGCCAUGAAUCCUGGCUGACCCCUGCCCCCAGCAGAGUGUGCAACAGUUUCCCUCAAAGGUCCUGCUUGGCCUCCUACUGGCCAGGGCCAGGCACUGGUGCAGUCGCAGUGCCCGUGGAUGGGGGACGUGUUGGGCCAUGUUGGGUCAUUGUGGCAGCUGGUCUGUUGCUCUGGAGCCUGUUUUCUUGGUUUGCUCCUCGUGUUUGGUUGUUAAGGAUUGUUUUACCUGUUUAUUUAUUUAUUUAUUUUCCCAAAUCGUGAUUGGGAGAGUAGCUGGUGGUCUUGAUUCAUUUUCAUAUGACUCACCUCAAGAAGUGCUCACGCUUCCUCUUAGAGAAAACGGCUGAAUGCAUUUAUUUUGCAGGCAGUUUGCUUAGCAGGGAGUAAAUUCUUAACAAAUUGCUCUACUGAGCAGGGGAAUGGACUCUGUCAUUUUCCCUUCCCAGUCCUUGCUCCUCACAGAAGUGUGUGACGUCUGGGGAGAAGCAGCCUUGCCAUUAGUGGAUGCGUGCACGGCCCCACGGGCAGGAGCGCAGAGUAACCGGCUCUGCAGUCUGCAGGUGCUGCACACUAAUGGUGUUUUAAAGCUCCGUUUCAGCAAGGCCCUGCUGCUACCUAUCACUCCAGCAUGAAGUAUUCAGACCAAGUGGCUGUGACUAUUAAUUCUUUCUGAAAAAUCAUGGCAGCCAUGAGCUUUCUGCAUGCAAAGCAAACCACCUAAGGUUUGACAGCUUGCUCCCAUCCUUGCUCGGGGUGGCGGUGCGCAUAAGAUGGAUCGACAUACGCGCUCCUGAAGGCAAAAUGCGUGGUGCUUGUCAGAAUCCUUCCUGCUUCUCAAACUCAAGAUAAUGUAGGCAGAAAGGAUGUGAUGAGAGAUGUUUAACUGCAGUUUUCAUUUCUUAUUCCUGAGUAAUGUCACCUCCCUCCCACUUCUCUGGGCGCAGAGACAUCCGUCAAAUGCCCACAGCAAGUUCGUCAUGAAAUGCCUUCUGACAGGAAUGGCAGCUUGCAGCCCACAGCUAUGAAGGAUGUUAUGAAGAUCAGCGCGAGGACAGUACAUGGGGCAAAUGCUGAGGGCUUGCGGCCGUGUCUGUGCUGUUAUCUCUCAUUCUGUUGGAACACUCCUGGAACGAUAAUUUGCUCAUAACUAGAGCCACACUUUAUGGGAAAAUGAAAGGCAGCAGAACUAGAAGAAAUUUUCUAUGUCCCCUGACAGGCGAUUCCAGGCUGCAGUGGACUUCAAGAAGUAGCUGGGACCCCCAGGGACUACAAGCUGCAUUACCCAACUGUGCUUUGAAGAAGCGAAUUGUGUCCAAGAGCAUGCCCGUCACUGUGACCUGAAUAAUUCAUCCAAGUAACAGAAAACUUGCAACACCUGAAUAGGGAAGGAGCUGGCUCCUUGGUUUGUUGCCUUUAGAAAAUCAGUCCCAACGUUGUCCUAGACUGAGAAUUUCUAUUUCAGAAAUCCUUGGCAAAGAGGGGUGCGAGGACUGCAGGGUGAGGCCCUGAAUAAAAGACUACUGUGCAGGAAUUGCCCCAGCCACAAGAGCCCGAUCUGAAUCUCUCAUGGGGACAGAACAAUGUUUAACGUAUUCCUGGGUACAAGCAGUGCCCUCUCCUCUGCUGAUGCAUAUACAGGGUUGUCUCCUUUUCAGCAGUCCCAAUAAUAAACAAAUAAAUAUUGACUUCAUUUUCACAUGCUUAACUGGCCAUAUUGUCUACCCCAGAAAAUCCAUGGGAUUUCUUAAAGAGCUUUGUUACUCAGUUCAUUUUAAAUGGCGAUGAAUCCACAGCUGCAGUGUUAAUUAUAAAUGAUAUCAUUUUCAGGAAGUGUUAAGAUGAAGCACAUUUUCUGCUGCCACGAUAGCGCUGAGUACAUCAGCAUCCCAGCAUGCUUAUUUUCCCAUGCAUACUUCAGCUUCCACACUGAAAUUUCAACCCUCGGUCCUAAUCCUGUUAACUCUUUGCCAUGUGAGUAAUGCUGCUCAGCUAAGUGUGCUUCAAGAUAGCUACUCCUGCGUGUGACAACAGGCACGAUCAGGCAAAUGUAAAAAAUAAGUCUGUAUAAACACGCAGACUUCCACAUCCCACUUUAUUUUCUCGGCUAAAUAAAGGUCUGUCUCCCUUGA
This is a messenger RNA of Gallus gallus (chicken), 11123 nucleotides long. RefSeq names its product phosphatidylinositol glycan anchor biosynthesis class N (gene PIGN). Gene Ontology annotation, biological process: GPI anchor biosynthetic process. The record is from RefSeq and is a predicted model, not a curated record. Gene Ontology annotation, molecular function: mannose-ethanolamine phosphotransferase activity. NCBI's taxonomy places the organism in Eukaryota, Metazoa, Chordata, Aves, Galliformes, Phasianidae. The coding region runs from base 234 to 3185 and encodes 983 amino acids. Gene Ontology annotation, cellular component: endoplasmic reticulum membrane. The transcript is spliced from 35 exons.